CCGACCAGAGACGUAAAGGUGUUUAGUAUGGCAUUGAUUUACGUCAGCUUGGACGGGGACAAAUGGCAAGAAUGGCCGAUAAAGUUUAGCACAAAGUCGGAGGCCAUUAAGGACACCGCUGUAAACAUAACCAUCAAUCUGAAGAGCAGGGUGGGUCGGUAUAUCAAGAUAUGUCUCUAUUUUUCUGCUCGAUGGAUACUCAUCAGCGAGGUCUCCUUUGAGUCUGAAUUGGUCGCUGUGAACAUAACYGAGGGAUUGCUAUCGCAGUUCUACACUCAAAAGGAAACUGGAUACGAACUUCGCCAGAGCGGAGAUACGACGCACACGAGGAAGGAAGUUACUACAGGACCCAGUCCGGGCAACAGCACGCAGACGUAUGUGGGUCUGGUCACGGGGUCACUGGCCAUGACCGUGCUGCUGGUGGCCGGCGUGGCUGUCGGGCUGGCGCUGAAACGUGGCCGGCAGAAGGUGGCGCUGCUCCAAUUCAAACAGGCCACGCUCGGGGCGCCCAAGCAGCAGUCAAUCAACAUGAAGCACCUGAAGAAAGGGUCCAAGUCCACCGUCGGGUCGUCCUCGUUGUAUGGCCGGAGCGGAGCCAUGCUGUCUGGCGGCAUCGGCAUCGGUCUCGGCGUCGGCAGCGGCGUCAUUGGUGGUGGUCGCGUCGGCGGUCACGUCGGACACGAGUCCGAGGACAGCGACAACUCGUCCGUGUACCACGAGCCGUACAAGCGGUUGCCAUCCGGAAAGAAUCACGAUUAUGCGCCCACCACGUUCCUGUUCAAGAAGGACGUGUCAGCGUUGACCACCAGCAAGAGUAGCGAAUACACGGACUUUACGAGCGUCGGCAGUUUCGGGCAAGACGACGUCAAAUAUUCGUCACCUUCGAUGUACACGCUGAACCCGCCACCACCACCCAGCAGCAGACCACCGCCGUUGUUGCAGCAGCAAUCCGAACAGCUGAACAAAUCGUUGCCAGCCAAUCUGCACAACUACUACGCGGCCAUCGACAUAAUCAAAACGGAACGCAAAGAGCAGCACUUCACRCCGGGUGUGUUCACGUGCAUGAAGCUGCCGGAAGACAAACAGGACGAGUGCAGUCAGACGUCGCUGUACGAGAUAUCUCGGAACCGAUUGCGAGUGAUCGAAAAACUAGGCGAAGGCAAUUUCGGAAUGAUCCACUUAUGCGAAACGGACGGGAUACCCGAGUACAAUGCCGCAUCGACGUUCCACAAAAGACAAGUGAUCGUCAAAUCGCUUCGGCGUGGCUGUGGCGAACAAAACAAACAAGACGUGAUGAGGGAGACAAAGUGCUUGUACACCGUCCGGGAUCCAAAUUUGGCACGAAUCGUGGGCGUGUGCAGUCCCGACGAGCCCCUGUGCAUUAUACAGGAAUAUUGCGAAUACGGUGACUUGCCGAGUUUCUUGAAGGUCCAAACUACAGAAUCCACUGAAGCUCAUCCGACAAUCAAUUACGGAUGCUUGCUGUACUUUGCCACGCAGAUCGCAUCGGGCAUGAAACAUUUAGAGGGUAAGGGGAUCGUUCACAGGGACUUGGCCGCGAGAAAUUGCUUGGUGGGCAAAAACUAUUCGAUAAAGAUAUCCGAUCAUGCGUUGUACUGCAGUCAAUACGAUUCGGAUUAUUACGUUAGUGACACUAAGUCGAGAUUGCCGAUCAGAUGGAUGUCAUGGGAGAGCCUGCUUUUGGGCAAGUACACGUCGAAAAGCGACGUCUGGUCGUUCGCGGUUACCCUAUGGGAGAUACUGAUGUUCUGCAGCCAUCAGCCACUGGCGGAGCUGACCAACGAACAGGUGGUGGAGAACGCCAACCACAUGUACCUAGCCAACGGCAAGCACAGGUACGCGGAACCGCCGCCCAGCUGCCCGCGCGAAAUGUACGAAAUCAUGGCCGAGUGCUGGAAGCGCGGCGACUCGGACCGGCCGAAGUUCUCGGAGAUCCACCUGUUCCUGCAGCGCAAGAACCUAGGGUACAUACCGGUGAUAUGAUCGGACAUGCACUGCUGCCGGCACACCCACGACACACCACCCACACCGCUACACGCACCCGCACCGCCCUCCCCCCGACUGCUACCGCGGUAGGUACGUCGUCGCAAUAACGACAAUUUCUUUUCUUAUAUUGUUAACCCGAUAACGGUGAGACGGCGAUGAAGCGUAACGUUGUUUCGGACAUCCGGGUAGGUGACGAAUUCAUUUCCCCUGACACCCCCUUACACGCGGUAAAUGUCCGAAUAUCACACAUGUGUAUCCCCCACGAUAUCUGUUUAGUAUGCACAUAUCACCGCGCGUAUGCCGAUCGCAUAUCCUACACCCUUCGCAAAACUGAUUCGGAAUAUUUUCGGGUUUUAAUGAUGUAUAAUAAUAAUUACUGUUCCUUGGUUUUCUUGAUCAUCGUCCGUCAAGAAUGUUGCCCAUUAAACGGGUGUGAACACCCAUCUGAUAUAAUAUUGUCUUCUCACCGUCGAGGUAAUUAUAAUGAUUAUUAUUGAUAUUAUUACUACUAUAUAACUA
Diuraphis noxia (Russian wheat aphid) is the source of this 2526-nucleotide messenger RNA. RefSeq names its product discoidin domain-containing receptor 2-like. Gene Ontology annotation, molecular function: collagen binding; protein tyrosine kinase collagen receptor activity; ATP binding. Gene Ontology annotation, biological process: protein phosphorylation; positive regulation of phosphatidylinositol 3-kinase/protein kinase B signal transduction; multicellular organism development. Gene Ontology annotation, cellular component: signaling receptor complex; plasma membrane. The record is from RefSeq and is a predicted model, not a curated record. Lineage: Eukaryota; Metazoa; Arthropoda; Insecta; Hemiptera; Aphididae.